CAUGGUGCUAAUCAAGCAAACACCACUUUGAUAUUUGAUUCCAACUUAACAUCACAUUAUUCACACACAAAAAUAAAAACCACCAAACACCGUUUUCAUAAAUACUCAUCAUCAUCAUCCUUAACUUCAAAAAAAAAAACAUGAUUACUCCUAGAGUCCGAGGUUCAGGGAGAAAAAUCAUUAUCAACUUAGGUGAAUUCAAUGUAUUUUCAUCAAAAGGAUUAAUGCAGAAACGUAAGAAAAUUCCAUUGAGCAUUCUAUUAUGGAGAUUCCUUGGUGCAACCGUUUUCUCAAUAGCUAUCACAUGUUUCUUCUUUGUUCAUCAUGUUCACGUAUCCACUACUUCUCCAAUUCAUCAUCAAAAGUUCAAUGAAAAGAUUCACACGUUUCGUGACCUGCAAAGCUGGACCCAAGAGCUUGUUCCGGUUCAUUUAUCUAAGGAUCCACUCUCUGCUUCUAAGCUGAAUAAUACAAGAGGGGAUACAGAACUAAACUAUGAGAAACUGUGGAAGCCUCCACCAAAUCAUGGAUUUCUACCUUGUACAAAACCUACCCUUAAUUACACAACUCCUGAAAAUUCGCGCGGUUACCUUCUAGUACAUACAAAUGGUGGACUCAACCAAAUGCGCACCGGGAUAUGUGAUAUGGUAGCUAUAGCUCGCAUUAUAAAUGCCACCCUUGUAAUUCCAGAACUCGAUAAAAAGUCAUUUUGGCAAGAUAAUAGCAAUUUCUCUGAUAUCUUUGAUGAAAAGAGGUUUAUCAGUUCUCUUGCUGAUGAUAUAAAAAUCAUUAAGAAACUUCCAAAGGAUCUGGCUGAUGCAACCAAAACGGUGAAGCAGUUCAAAAGCUGGUCUGGUAUGGAUUACUAUCAGAAAGAGAUUGCAGCCCUCUGGGAUGAUUUCAAGGUUAUUCAAGCUUCCAAAACCGAUUCUCGAUUAGCAAAUAACAAUCUACCUCCAGAUAUUCAGAAGCUUCGUUGUCGUGUUUGUUUUGAAGCUCUUCGUUUCUCUCCUCACAUUGAACAGAUGGGAAAGUUAUUGGUAGAGAGGAUGAGAUCAUUUGGUCCUUAUAUCGCAUUACACUUACGUUACGAGAAGGAUAUGCUUGCGUUUAGCGGAUGCACGCAUGAUUUAUCAAUUUCUGAGGCCGAAGAACUACGAGUUAUCAGAGAGAAUACUACUUAUUGGAAAAGAAAGCAUAUUGAUCCUACUGAAGAGAGGUCUAAAGGGAAUUGUCCCUUAACUCCAAAAGAAGUUGGAGUUUUCCUUAGUGCUCUUGGAUACCCUACCAAGACUCCAAUAUAUAUUGCUGCAGGGGAGAUAUAUGGGGGUGAGACUCAUAUGACUGAACUGCGGUCGCGAUAUCCGUUUUUAAUGAGCAAGGAAAAGUUGGCAUCUAUUGAUGAACUUGAACCAUUUUCAAAUCACGCGUCUCAAAUGGCCGCUCUUGACUAUAUUGUAUCUGUUGAAAGCGAUGUGUUUGUACAUUCUUACCCUGGAAACAUGGCACGGGCCGUUGAAGGCCAUCGUCGUUUUCUUGGGAAAGGAAGAACAAUAUCUCCAGAUAGGAAAGCUCUGGUUCGUUUGUUCGAUAAACUAAAAACUGGAUCAAUAGUUGAGGGUAAAAAGUUGUCUAAUAAAGUGAAUGAUCUUCACCAAGGAAGGGUUGGCUUAUUAAGGAAGAGAAAAGGACCCAUCUCUGGAACAAAGGGUGUAGACAGGUUUCGAUCAGAAGAAACCUUUUAUGCAAAUCCUUUACCCGAUUGUUUAUGUCGAACAGAAUCAUCACCUAUAUAGAACAAACACAAACAUAUACUCAUCAAUCAUCAUAAAGCAAAAGCUUUUUCCUUGAACACAUAUUAAUGAAAGAAUGACUCAUAACAGAAUCUGAAACAAAGUUCAGUGGGAACUUGGUAGGUGUUAUAAGGACCCGUGACCUAAUGUAUAUAUCUUGAAGGGGAAAAAAGAAGAUAGAGAAGAAAAAGAAGAAAAAAAAAUGAGACUUUUUAUACACAAAGUUGGUAAAUUCAUUCAUUCAUUCAUUGAUUUAUUGAGUUGAGUGAGCAUCACUUAUUUAUGUAGAAAGUGUAGAGAUGUUGAAUAUAGCCAGGGACUCGGUCGCAUUCUUCAUUGCAAUUUUCUUUAUUGUAAUUAUACAUUUCGAAUGAUAAAUAUAUAGUUCUACAUUCUUUACUUAUUGACCUGAAAUCAUCAAGAAUAUUUGUACAACAAACUAAUCAGAGCCACUUUUGUUUUAAUGAAAUUGCUUCAACAA
Vicia villosa (hairy vetch) is the source of this 2274-nucleotide messenger RNA. Its product is annotated as O-fucosyltransferase 7-like. The record is from RefSeq and is a predicted model, not a curated record. Bases 141 to 1796 code for a protein of 551 amino acids. Gene Ontology annotation, cellular component: cytoplasm. Lineage: Eukaryota; Viridiplantae; Streptophyta; Magnoliopsida; Fabales; Fabaceae. The transcript is spliced from 13 exons.